This is a messenger RNA of Morus notabilis, 2469 nucleotides long. RefSeq names its product subtilisin-like protease SBT2.4. NCBI's taxonomy places the organism in Eukaryota, Viridiplantae, Streptophyta, Magnoliopsida, Rosales, Moraceae. The record is from RefSeq and is a predicted model, not a curated record. Gene Ontology annotation, molecular function: serine-type endopeptidase activity. The transcript has 10 exons. The coding region runs from base 1 to 2469 and encodes 822 amino acids. Gene Ontology annotation, biological process: proteolysis.
AUGGCGGAAUUUGCUUCAUUGAAGCGGGUGGAAGUGAUUCGUCUCGGUUUGUUGAUGGUGAUCAUGACUGCUGAUUGUUUGGCAGAGGAGAGAGCUUUGUACUUGGUUACCAUGGAAGAUGAACCUGCUGCAUUCCUUGGAGGUUCUAAUCUGUCUCACAAAGGUCAUAAACACAGUGAGGUUUCUAGAGCCCAUGCAAAGCGCUUGGUGAAUUCUCACGACAAACUUCUACAGAGCACACUGGAGACCGGAAGCUACACCAAGCUUCACAGCUUCAAACACAUUGUUAAUGGAUUUGCCGUUCAUACCACCCCUUCCCAGGCCUCAAAACUGAGAGAUGUUGAGGGCGUAAGGUUGGUGGAGAAAGAUAGAGGAGCCAAAUUGAUGACAACAUACACUCCUAAAUUCCUAGGCUUACGUGAGGGAGUUUGGGCACAAGAAGGAGGAGAAAGAAACGCCGGUGAAGGGAUUGUGAUUGGCUUUGUGGACACUGGCAUUAACCCAACACACCCUAGCUUUGCCUUUAACCCCUUCAAUCCUUUUACUUCCAACCUUUCUCGUUUCUCCGGCGCCUGUGAGGCCGGUCCUCAUUUCCCGGCGAGUUCUUGCAACGGAAAGAUAGUCUCCGCGAGAUUCUUCUCCGCGGGCGCUCAAGCGGCCACUACUCUCAACACUUCUGUGGAUUUUCUCUCACCCUACGAUGCAGUUGGACAUGGCAGUCAUGUGGCAUCAACCGCGGCUGGAAAUGCUGGAGUACCGGUGGUGGUGAAUGGCUUCUUUUAUGGACGAGCUAGUGGAAUGGCGCCACGUGCCCAAAUUGCUAUAUACAAGGCUGUCUACCCAACAGUGGCAACCUUAACAGACGUGAUUUCAGCAAUUGAUCAAGCAGUAUUAGAUGGAGUGGACAUCCUAACACUCUCUGUGGGACCCGAUGAACCUCCAGAAGACACAAUCACCUUCUUAAACUUGUUUGAUAUCGCACUGCUAUUUGCUCGGCGAGCUGGGGUUUUGGUGGUCCAAGCAGCGGGCAACAAAGGCCCAGGCCCAUCAACAGUAGUCUCAUUCAGCCCAUGGGCCGUAGGAGUAGCUGCCUCCGGUACUGAUAGAAGUUACCCCGGAUGUCUUCUUCUUGGGAAUGGCCGAAAAGUUGGAGGCCUGGGAUUAUCAGGACCAUCUUUGGGAAAUGGCUUGUUCUUGCAUAAGCUGGUAUUAGCCAGGGAUGCUGCGAGGACAAAUGGGUCGUUUCCUGAAACGCCAUCAUUAAUUGAAGAGUGUCAAUCUCCUCAAGCAUUGGACCCAAGAGUAGUACGAGGUAGCAUUGUAAUAUGUACCUUCUCUGAGGGCUUCUCAAAUGGAACAUCCUCUGUCACAGCCAUUAUCAGCACGGCAAAAGCACUAGGAUUUGCGGGCUUCGUCUUUGUUGCAAAUCCAAGCUAUGGUGAUUUCAUAGCAGAGCCUAUUCCCUUUGAUAUUCCAGGCCUUUUGAUCCCAAGUGUUGCUGAUGUUCAGGUUAUAUUGAACUAUUAUGAACGACAUACACAUAGGGGUGAGUCAAAAUUAGUAAGGAGAUUCAGGGCAAAAGCUGCAAUAGGAGAAGGAAGAGUUGCUUCUUUCAAGAGCCAAGCGCCAACGGUGAGCAGAUUCUCUUCAAGGGGACCUGAUUUCAUUGAUGCUAAAAGGAACCCAACUGAUGUUCUAAAGCCUGAUAUUCUUGCCCCGGGUCAACGAGUUUGGGCGGCUUGGAGCCCCAUUAGUGCCUCUGAUCCCAUACUAGAAGGACUCAGUUUUGCACUAGUCUCUGGUACAAGCAUGGCAACACCACAUAUAGCGGGAAUAGCGGCACUUAUAAAGCAGUACAAUCCUUCAUGGACGCCAUCCAUGAUUUCAUCCGCAAUUGACACCACGGCAACCAAGUAUGAUAACCACGGACAAGUUAUAAUGGCAGAAGGAUUUAGUAUCGGCAGUUUGUAUCCUUCCACCCCUUUCGAAUUAGGUUCUGGCCUUGUCACGCCGAGUUGUGCCAUAGAUCCCGGGCUGGUUUUCUCUUCAGGAUAUAAAGAUUACGUCGCCUUCUUGUGCUCAUUGCCCGGUAUGAAUCCUGCUACAAUCAAAAUUGCCAUUGGAGAAAGCUGCAAUUACUCGCUUACUCACCCAGCCAAUCUAAACCUUCCUUCAAUAACGAUAUCAGCAUUGAUAGGAUCUCUGUCGGUACAGCGAACUGUCAGGAACGUACGAAACGAGCCGGAGACGUACCUUUGUGCGGUGUUGCCUCCUAAUGGGACCACGGUGAGCUUGAAUCCUCCUUGGUUUACCAUAGCUCCACAAGGAACACAAGAAUUAGAUGUACAAUUAAAUGUGACCAAAGCAAUGAAUGACUUCAGCUUUGGUGAAAUCAUACUAACUGGAAGUUUAGGUCAUAUUGUAAAAAUACCCUUGUCAGUUUUUCCCAUAUCAGUACAGAAAAGAUGA